Molecule: messenger RNA, 1368 nt
Organism: Dichomitus squalens LYAD-421 SS1
Lineage: Eukaryota; Fungi; Basidiomycota; Agaricomycetes; Polyporales; Polyporaceae
Product: FAD/NAD(P)-binding domain-containing protein
Exons: 10
Coding region: 1-1368 (455 amino acids)
Biological process (GO): secondary metabolite biosynthetic process
Molecular function (GO): FAD binding
Source: RefSeq, a predicted model, not a curated record
AUGGGGAAAAGAUUCCGAGUCGCAAUCUGUGGAGGGGGCGUUGGUGGCUUGACUUGCGCCCUUGCACUCUCUCGUUACCAUGACAUUCAGGUAGAUGUUUAUGAGUCGGCAGCCGCAUUCACCGAGAUCGGGGCUGGCAUUGGACUGUGGCCUCGCUCGUGGAAAAUAUUGUGUGCCCUUGGUUUGGCCGAUGACCUAACAAAGGUCGCGAUGGUUCCACCUACAGAGCAACCGAGAGUUGCAUUCACCUUGAGGAAAGGAGACCAGCCUGAGGGUGCCAGCUUCUAUACACUCUCCACCCCAGGAGGCCUGCUCGCAUUCCACCGUCCCGACUUUCACGGAGUCAUACUACGUCAUCUAUCAUCGCAGUGCCGCACCCAUACGGGCAAGCGUCUUGUCUCUUAUAGCCAUACUUCCUCCCCCCAGCCCGCCACAAAACUUUAUUUCCGAGACGGCACCACUGCAACCUGCGACGUGCUUAUCGGAGCUGAUGGAGUAAAAUCAGCGGUACGGAGUGCCCUGGCGAGGGAGCUUGCGUCAAUCGUUAGGGCAGAGGGAAAGGUCGAGGAGGCUCAGAGGCUGCUGGCCGCUGGUGCUCCUAAGUGGAGCGGGACCGUUGCCUACCGUGCGCUCAUUCCUGCUGAGAUCCUCCGCCAGCGCGCCCCGCAGCAUCAGGUAUUAAAUCGGCCAAUGCUGUACCUUGGGGAGAACUCGGAGCUGACAGUAUAUCCGAUAGCGCGCGGGACCUUCAUCAACUUUGCCGCCUUUCGGUCCCGCUAUGAUCUGGAGGGCUCGUCGUUCGAUAGGCCUUGGGUACAAGACGUUUCCCAUGAAGAAGUGCUAGCAGACUUCGACGGAUGGGAACCAGAGGUUCAUGCUCUUGUUCAGUCAUUACAAAAGGUCAACAGGUGGGCAAUACACACGACCUCGCCCCUACCAACUUUCGUGUCCGGGAGGGUAGCCCUCUUGGGUGAUGCGGCCCAUGCCAUGAUGCCAUAUCAGGGCGCCGGCGCCGGUCAGUCAAUAGAGGACGCCUACGUGCUCGCUACGCUCCUCGGCGACGCCCGAACAACGCUGGCGACUAUCGACCGUGCGCUCUGUGCAUACGAUGCCGUCCGCAGACCCUUCGCUCAGCGGGUGCAAGAGGCUUCUCGCGAGAACGGCCUCUUGUACACCCUCAACUUCCCAGGACUCACCUUCGAUCGUCCCGCCCGACGGUCGGAUGACGAGGCCUCUGCCAAGCUGGACGAGAUCAGUUCGCGUAUAGUAACGAAUUGGCAGUGGGCAUGGAAUACGACGAUCGACGGAGACCUCAACCGGGCGCUGAGGAUGUUAGACGGCCCGAUGAUCCGCAAGCGGUGGUCAUGA